UAGCAGGGUUCGGGAGCGAGAGGAGCUGUGAGAUUAAAGUGGUUACUGUGGUCCUAGUGGGACUGUGUGUAAUGAGUGAUGAAGAGGAGGGGGCUGAGAGCCGAGAUGGAGCAACAGGGUGUGUGUCUUUACAUCCUCCCUUGUGCACAUGUUCACCCAGGUGGAGGGACGAUGACGCUGGCUGCCUGACUACCUCACGUCAUUAUCGUGCCCCCACCCUCUCCACCCAUCUCCCACUACAGCUGGAUAAGCCAGCCGCUAACCGGCUCGACUCGCUUACAGAACAGGGAUUUGAAGAUUGCAUCCUCACAUUUGUAAUCAGAUGGAAGAACGGAUUAUGUCAAGGUCUCCUCCAUCUUGUGUACAGCCGGCGGGCUGCUGAGACAAAGAGGGGGAGAACAGAGAGGCAUGCAGCUCAGUGAGUGGAGAGUAGUUCAGAGAGAGAGAGAGAGGGGGGAGAGGGGGAGAGGUCACCUGCUGAUGCGAGGACGAGGAUGAGGGCUUCCUAUAGAUCUGCACCCAUCACCCGACACUUCUGAAAGGAAAGAUAGAGGCUGAGCAGCGAGCAUCUCACUGUGAAAGGUUUUCCAUGGCCUGGCGUCCCGUGUCCGAGCAGCUCCCUCUGGUAGGAGCUGCUUCCUUGGACGCUACCCUCUCUGAUCGGUCUCUCUUCGACACCUCUAGGAGCUCUUCACAGACUAUCACACCCUGCAGACCGGCAGGGGGACUAGGUAACACCUGCAGUGAGCCACCAGAGGAGCCCUGUGCAGAACCUUCAGCUACUUCUUCAACCACUGAAACCAACUGUAGCAGUCUGAAGGCCGGUGGGGAGCCUGGCGACCGAGAGCAAACAAAGACAUUUGUGAACCUAUUCAAUGCCCCCCCUCGGGCCUCCCUCCCUAUCCACAGGAGCCACUCGGACACUUUGCCUCUGGUUCAGCAGGAAGUGCCCCCCCAGGCUCCAGUCUGCAGGACAUGUGCGCCUCGGUUCCACCACGGUGGAAAUCAAAGUAUCCAGAACGCAGAGGGUUACUCCAUGUCAGCCUGCAAGCAGCCCAUGCCGCUGCAGCAGUGCAACGUCAUCACCGCUGUUUGCAGAGGGGUAACCGGCGGAGAAGGUGGUGCACAGCACGCUGAGACCAGGGGUGGAUGUGUCUCGUCCCCCAGGGCAGUAGCCAAAGUGCAGGGCCGUGGAGAAAUGGGUCCUUAUUGCAAAAAGCUACUCUGCUAUGGGUCCAACAACCAACAUGUCAAUUCUGAGGACACGUUCGCUGCCUACUGCCACCCCCAGCCCAUCCCAGCCCCCUGCCAGCUGCUGCCCCACCCGGCUGGGGCAAAGACACACAGUGACAGCAAGUAUGUGGUGGCCCCUCCUUCAGCGACGGACAACCUCCCCCUACCUCGCCUCAUCUCUUCUGUCAGUGAGACGGGCCUAGACGCCAAACACCUGCUGCGCUGCUGCAGCCUCAACUGCUCUUGGUCCGGCUUGCUGCCUCCUGUUGUGCCUCAGUCCCAAAAAUACUUUGGCGCUGAAGAGUGCUGCAUCAGUCCCGUUGGCCACGUCAGCACCAUAACUCGGGACACGGGCACAAUGACGGCGCUCAAAGAGCUGAGGGACGUUGGGGUGCAGACAGGACAGAUGGUCACAGCUCACGUGUUCCCCCAGAUCUGCCUGGUGGAGGAGAGCAAGGACGAGACGUCCUGCAGCAGAACUCUCAAGAAGUCGGGCGGCGCUUUGAAGUCGCCGGUGAAGGAGGUGAAGUGGGAUGCAGAAGGAAUGACAUGGGAGGUGUACGGGGCCUCUGUGGACCCGGAGGAGCUGGGCGUGGCCAUACAGAAACACCUGGAGCUGCAGAUCAAGGAGACAGCAAGCCUUGCAGCCAAGCUGUCGCGUCAGGACACCAACACCUCCCAGCAGGUGGAGCACGCCAGCUGUCAGAGAAAGAGGAGCGGGAUCAUUAGCUCCAUCAGAACCCCGGGGUGCUGCACUCGCAGCUCUACAGCUGUUGACUAACGGGACAGAACCUGAGCGGCUUACCAGAACCAAGGAAGAGGCUCGCUAUGAUGACCAUUCAAGACUCGUGGUGCGAAAAAGGGAAGGAAGCAAACGAUGAAAGAACAUUAGCCUUUAACCAUUAUUUUCGGAGGGCCAUCCAUUCAGGUGCUACUCAAUGGACACCUGUGCUAACUGGGUCCACAAAUGGUUCGUGACCUCUGAGUGAGCUCUGGAAACAUUGGUUUAAUUGAUUGGCGGGAAAAGAUCAUCUGUUAACCAAACCUGAAUGGAUCUUGUUGAACUGAAGAAUGGGACAGCAGGUUUUCCUUUUGAGAAAUGGGUCCACCAAAAAAAAGGUCUUGACACACUAAUUCUAUUUAUGUUCUAGAAUAUUUAUGUUUUCCAGACAUCAUUUAUGAAGCCCCACAACUUUGUCUCAGCUGUGUAACUAAUGUUAAUGUAGUAAAAGGAGCCUCCCCUGAUGAAUAGCCCUGCCAAGUACCAUGUGAACUGGAAAAUACAUCACUUGGGUGGUAUGAAAUAAGCAUAUGAAACUUGUUCUCUGCAGAGAGCAAAGACAAAGCGCUGUGGGAUUCAUCAGUGUCAUCUGUGAAGGAAGCAGAGACUAAGAACGAGACGUGGUUGAGCAUUAAGUGUCCAACACACUGAAACACAAGCGUUCGGUCCAGUAUGAAGUCAUCAGGUUGGAUUUAGUGUAAAACAGCUGAUCCUCAGCUCCGUUACUCAAAUUUCCUCUAUGUUUGUUUCCACCUGUGUGCAGUAAAAUUCCUUGUCAGGGGAAAUGUGAAGUUAUCGACUCUGUUGUGCCUGUUCAGUGUGGACACACCAGACCGACAUCAUCGACUCACUGUGUCUCCUCACUGCGUCCGAGUCUCAACCCACCACAAAGACUUCAGUCACAAGAGGAGACGGGACACCGUGGUACGAGGCGUACAAGCCGCUCAAUCGAUGGAAGAGCUGCUGAAAGCAGGGCUCCAGGAGGCCUGAGGUGUGGGGGGGCGUCUACGGGCUAAUAGUCUGCCUCACGUUUUAAUGGACAAUGUGAUUGUGUGAAAUCUUCAACCAGAUGAGAAUAUGAACACCAGUUUCAUCUCUUUAUGUCUAGUAAGUAUAUAGAGCGGUCUAGGAAGGAUGGGCUAGCGGAGCAUAAAGCCUGGAUGUAGACUGCUUGCCUCAAAGCAGGAACAAUACGUUGUUACUGAUGUUUGUUCUCUCGAAAAUGAUGAAAUCUGCUUAACUAACCGACAUAACCAUUUUACAGUAGAGCUGAUGUUUAACGUAUUCUGUGGUGUGUUGAGUUUGACUUUCGUUGUUAGAAACAGCGGGAGAGAUAAAGCACGUCUGUGAGACUGAGGUACAUCUAGCAAGACGUCCUCUUUGACUCACUUGGAUUUGAUUUCCUGGUGAUUUGCUUGACACAUAAUGGCUGCUUUCGAGAACCACUGCGGAUGACCGUUGUUUUGUAUGUGUAGUUGCACACAAUCAUUUGAGGUCCCACACAGGCAUUAACGCAGGAUGUCAGUUCAUAGUCUUGUCUAAAUUGAUCAGAGCAAUACGAGUGUACAAAUCUUGAUGCCAGCAUUAAAUUACUCAAACUCUGUG
Molecule: messenger RNA, 3619 nt
Organism: Gasterosteus aculeatus aculeatus (three-spined stickleback)
Lineage: Eukaryota; Metazoa; Chordata; Actinopteri; Perciformes; Gasterosteidae
Product: GRIN2-like protein
Biological process (GO): neuron projection development
Cellular component (GO): plasma membrane
Source: RefSeq, a predicted model, not a curated record